AUGCAGACAGAAGAUCAAACACUUGCUGAGAGAAAAGCUCGCUGCCGGGCGCUGAACGCGAUUUAUGGGCUACUUGGCGCCCCGGAUCAUCGGUUGUUGCCCCUUCAUCUCGAGCAGGUCAAGAUCACUCAUACAGGAAUGUCCCUGGAGGGUGCCGCUAACCACGCUCCCUAUUACUUCGCCUCCUAUCCGUAUCCCAUCGAGGAACCUGAGUAUGAGUAUCCCGAGGAUGCCGAGGAUUGGCCGCAAUACGACGGAUGCCCGUACAAAAACGCCCAACAUCUCGCCAUCUAUUUGGACCGCUUUCUCGGCCGGUGCGCAAUGCAAGAAACAGGCACGCAGCCACCUCGCUUUGCGAUGACCUCGUGA
Molecule: messenger RNA, 369 nt
Organism: Aspergillus japonicus CBS 114.51
Lineage: Eukaryota; Fungi; Ascomycota; Eurotiomycetes; Eurotiales; Aspergillaceae
Exons: 1
Coding region: 1-369 (122 amino acids)
Source: RefSeq, a predicted model, not a curated record